GAGGGAGGGGCCACUUCCGGUAGGGGCAAUGUAUUACCAUUCCUACCUCCACAGCCAUUCUUUAUCGUUCUCCGCUUGUAGGUCACACAGCCUAAAGUUAAACGCUAGCCAUGAAUUCUCCUUUCCACGACCGUCACAGUUACACCUGAAGGCAGAGGUGGGGAAGUCAUGCAGUGCCGAAGGCGCAGAUCGCAGAAACUUCUGUCAAGCAGGAACCAGGGGCUUCCGCCCCGGGAAAGGAGGUUCCGCCUCUCACGUCACUUCCAUAAACAAAGGGCGCUGCGGAGGCGCGGGUCGGGGGCUGUGAAUCCCGCAGUAACUGCUGCUGUAGUGCUGCCUUCUGGAGCUCUUCGCUCCUUGCUGGUUGAGGAAAGGAACCUUGGCCUUCUUCUUCAUCGGAUUUUAAGACGCUGCCCUUGGUGCAGCAGCAGUAAGGAACUCAGGACAAUGGAAGAGCGGAAAGUGAAGAGGAGGAGCCCAAAGUCUUUUAGUGCCCACCCUACUCAGGUUGUUAAUGCCAAAAAAAAUGCCAUUCCAGUAAGUAAAAGCACAGGGUUUUCAAAUCCUGCAUCACAGUCAACUUCACAGCGACCAAAGUUAAAAAGAGUGGCGAAAGAGAAGACCAAACCUCAGACUGGGGAAGGGAAGGGAGCUCAGUCGACUCCAAUCCAGCACUCCUUCCUCACUGACGUCUCAGAUGUGCAGGAGAUGGAGCGAGGGCUCCUUAGUCUUUUGAAUGAUUUCCAUUCAGGAAAGCUUCAAGCCUUUGGAAACGAGUGUUCCAUAGAGCAGAUGGAGCACGUUCGGGGAAUGCAGGAGAAACUCGCGCGCUUGAAUCUGGAGCUCUACGGGGAGUUAGAGGAGCUUCCUGAGGACAAGAGGAAGACGGCCAGUGAUGCCAAUCUGGACAGGCUGCUGUCUGACUUAGAAGAAUUGAACUCUUCUAUGAAGUGCUCAUUAUACAAGGAAAACCUUCUUAACUGAUGACUUCGGACAAAAACUGCACUUGGCGGAUGCACAGGAUGCGCCAAGCUCUUCAGCCAGCUGAACUGAAGUGCGACCCACGUUCCUGGAUCCGCAGCAGCAAAGCUGCGUUCUUCGUCCCCAGCUGAAUCCAGUAGCGGGAAUCUUCGCGCACCACAGGAACUACAGUAAUUAAAGUGCAAGUCCAACUGUCAUCUGCUUCUAGUAAGUCCGCUUGCUGUCCUGCACCACAGGUGAGGUCUAGGCCUCUCCGGCCGUCCAUCUGGAGAUGCCGUGCGGGCUCCCGCUGCUCACUUCCUGCUGUUGCCUUAUGGGUUCUACUUGAAGUGCAUUGUGCUCAAAGUGCUCGCCAGGGCUGCAGGCCGCACCCUCCCUGAGCCGCUGAUACCCCAGCGCAGACCCUAAGUUGACACUGGGUCGUAGGCUUCUUGUGGCAGCUCAGCUUCUGUUUACCUUAGACAAUCAGCACACGCGCAGGUGUGUAUUCCAGUGGCCAGUGACGACAAAAUGUUAAAUGAGUAUCUUGUAAGAUUUGCUAUUUUUAAUAAAGUG
Messenger RNA from Fukomys damarensis (Damara mole-rat), 1536 nucleotides. It is a transcript of the gene Ccdc28a, whose product is annotated as coiled-coil domain containing 28A. Bases 169 to 984 code for a protein of 271 amino acids. NCBI's taxonomy places the organism in Eukaryota, Metazoa, Chordata, Mammalia, Rodentia, Bathyergidae. The record is from RefSeq and is a predicted model, not a curated record. The transcript is spliced from 6 exons.